Messenger RNA from Onychostoma macrolepis, 3728 nucleotides. It is a transcript of the gene sox8b, whose product is annotated as SRY-box transcription factor 8b. Gene Ontology annotation, molecular function: RNA polymerase II cis-regulatory region sequence-specific DNA binding; DNA-binding transcription factor activity, RNA polymerase II-specific. The coding region runs from base 231 to 1526 and encodes 431 amino acids. The record is from RefSeq and is a predicted model, not a curated record. Gene Ontology annotation, biological process: neural crest cell development; negative regulation of transcription by RNA polymerase II; morphogenesis of an epithelium. Gene Ontology annotation, cellular component: nucleus. NCBI's taxonomy places the organism in Eukaryota, Metazoa, Chordata, Actinopteri, Cypriniformes, Cyprinidae. The transcript has 3 exons.
AAUCAGAGCUGAUCACGGGUGAAGCGUCCACCAACGAGAGCCCGCGGGAGGAGCGGCUCUUCAUCCGCGCGUGGAAGCGCCUCAAAGUCUGGCUGACCAUCAUGAGCUCCAUCAGUGCGCCUCUGUGCUCCCGGAUGGACUGCAGCAGCGUCUGAAACUUUCCGGCUGCGGGAAACCACACUGAGGCAGCUGGAUUCGAGCGAUCGGGUUGGAAAGCAGAAGCGGUCAUAAUGACGGAGGAGCAGGAUAAGUCCGGCGCGGAGCCGCCGUGCAGUCCAGCCGGCUCGUCCAGCUCCAUGUCCCCGGAGGAGUCUGACUCGGACGCGCCGGCAUCCCCCGCCGGACCCGGCAGCCACGCGGCGCUCAUGAUCACGAAGCUGGAGCGCCAGGACGAGCGCUUCCCGGCGUGCAUCAGGGACGCGGUGUCCCAGGUGCUGAAGGGCUACGACUGGUCCCUGGUGCCCAUGCCGGCGCGGGGCAGCGGCGCGAUCAAGAGCAAGCCGCACGUCAAGAGACCCAUGAACGCCUUCAUGGUUUGGGCUCAAGCCGCGCGCAGGAAACUGGCGGAUCAGUAUCCACACCUGCACAACGCCGAGCUCAGCAAAACCCUCGGAAAACUCUGGCGGCUGUUGACGGAGAAUGAAAAGAGACCGUUUGUGGAGGAAGCCGAAAGACUGAGAGUUCAGCACAAGAAAGAUCACCCGGAUUACAAAUACCAGCCGAGGCGACGAAAGAGUGUGAAGCCCGGUCAGAGCGAGUCUGACGCCGCCGCGGAUCUGACCCAACACAUGUAUAAAGCUGAGCCUGGGAUGGGCCGAUUGGCAGGUCCAUCGGAUCUCAUCACUGAUCAUACAGGCCAGCCUCAUGGACCCCCGACACCCCCUACAACGCCCAAAACAGACCUCCAUCACGGAGGAAAGCCAGACCCCAAGCAUGAAGGCAGACGUCUGCUUGAUGGCACGCGACAGAACAUCGACUUCAGCAACGUUGACAUCUCAGAGAUCAGCACGGACGUCAUCAGCAACAUGGAGGCCUUCGACGUGCACGAGUUCGACCAGUACCUGCCUCCGAGCGGCCACGCCGGAGCCGCUCCAGACGGGCAGAGCGCCAGCUCCUACGCCUCGCCCUACAGCAGCGGGGCCUCCUGGAGCUGCAAGGGGCCCGUGGCGUCCUCGCCGCCCAGCACGAGCGAAGCCAGCCAGCACAGAGCUCACAUUAAAACUGAGCAGCUGAGCCCGAGCCACUACCGCGAGCACUCGCCCGAGUAUGGCGUUUACAGCGCUCAUGGGUCCUCGGCCGCCUCCGCCUCCUUCGCCAGCUCUCAGUGUGAUUAUACAGACCUUCAGAGCUCCGGCUACUACAGCCCGUACACCGGCUACCCAUCCGGUCUCUACCAGUACCCAUACUUCCAUUCCUCUCGGAGGUCUUACGGGACCAACAUCCUCAAUGGCCUGUCCAUCCCGCCCUCCCACAGUCCCUCCGCCAGCUGGGAUCAGCCGGUUUACACCACGUUAUCCAGGCCGUGAGGCCCGGCCGCUCUGUGCUGCGUCCCAUACUAUAAUGAAGGCCGGUCGCCGUGAUUUCACCAAGUAAGACAUGUUCCUGGAUGGGGUUGGGAAUCGAAAAAUCAAUUCCGAUUCCAGAAUCGGAUACUUGGCGUAAAAUUAAGAUUUCAGUUCCACUUAUGUGUGCAUUUUGCUAUUUGUCUUUGAAUCAUUCAUUCAAGAGAUUCGUUCAAAAACACUGAUUCAUCCGGUAAUGAAACAAGUGAACCUUGAGUGAGUCAUUAAAUCGUUCCAUUCAUAAAUUCAAUGAGAUUUUGUUUAGUUUUUUCUUCAGAAUUGUGAGAGAACUACAACCUCCACUUGAAUUGUUUUUUUUUUUUAAAAGUCGCAAUGUAUCCAGAAUCAUGCAGCUCUAUUUUGAACACAAACAGCUCUUAAUCGAGUCCAGUUUUUAUGUAGCUGGCUGAUUUUUGUUCAUGGUAUUCAGCAGCAAUUCGAUUUUUUGCAAAAAUAAUAUGUUGGACUUCACAUUGGAAUCAAAACUGGGAAUCGGUAAGCGGAAUCGGAAUUGGAAUUAAUCAAAUACAAACCAUACCCAACCCUAUUCCUGGAUCAACAUCUUUUGAUCAUCCUGGAUCAACAUUAUUGUCCUAACCUCUAAACCUAACCCUACCCAUAAUUUAUCCCAAAAAUCAUUAGGAAAUGAUAAAUGAAGGGUGUAGAAGCACCUAACUCUGGUUGCAAGGCAAAAACUGACAUUUCCUGUAAACUUAUCCCUCAAUUCUGAUUGGUUGCUGGGAAUGUUGUUCCAGGAUCAACAAGGAUGUUGAUCCAGGAACAUUUUGCACUCGCUGAAAUCACGUUCACCAAUGAAGGACAGCGCUAGCUGAAUGGGUUUGUGCCAGCUAACUGAGCAAUGAGUGCCUGCUGAUUUUUCGACACAUCAGAACAUUGACGGUUGGUGCUAAACGUGAUGAAUUUGAAGAGCCAGCAGAAAUCCUCUGUGAGGACUGCCAACCGCUCCAGGAUCGGGACCAAUGAAUAUUCAGGAAGCGUUAGCUUCAGUCAAAAUCUCUCUGGUUAAUCCUUUUUUUUUUUUUUUUUUUUUAACCUAAAACGUGUUCAUUUUUAAUUCUCUGUUUCAUAUAUAUUUAUGUUGUGUUGUCAUUUUGUAUCGUUUGUUUCUGUUUUACAGUACUUACAAAAGCUGAAAGGGUGGAGGGCUGAAAUGGUUUUGAUAAACAGCCGUAUCUUUUUGGACAUUUUUGAAAGCAUUCCUGUGGGGGGGAUAUCCAUGUUUUGUGUUACCAACUAACUCUGAUUGAGAAAUAAUAGAAGACAUUAAUUGUUAGCAGUUGUUUUUUAUUGUUAUUUUACGUUUGCAUCAUUUUAGUGAGCACUUUAACACGUCAAAGGCUCUUAAUUUGCAGCAAGCUCAUUAAUAAUUGCAUUUUUAACACCGCCGGUCAUUGAUAUCACGUUUGUUGUCUUGAAUUAAAUCGGUUUCUUUAAUUAUAUAGCAAUCCGUUGAACAUUUUAAUUACCUUUUAGGCUGUGAAACACAAACACACAAAACAGUGUUUACUCUACAUUGUUUUAUUCUUGUGUAUAAUUUAAAAACGACUUGGCUGUGAAUCUUCACUUUUUUUUUUUUUGUUAACUGGUUCAUUCUUACAAAAUGCUAACAGUAAUUGCUGGCAAUAUUUGUGGAGAAAAAUAAAUUUAUUUGAAAAAUGAUUGUCUAAACUUUUGCUAAGCUGAUGGCUACUAGUGUGCUUGUAUAGUCAUUUUCUAAAAAGCAAUUGUGUUUAAUUCCUUUUGGUGCCUGUUUGUGCGAAGCCAUUAGUUGAUGAAAAACCACGUUUUACUGAAAUGUUUGAAUAAAUGAAUGAGGUUUUCUGGAAAUACAGAGCAAAUUUGUAUACCACCACCAAAAGCUAUGAAAUCAUUGUUAUAGUUUGGGAAAUAAUAAGUCUCUGUUUGAAGCAGCUGCUGCAGUGACAUUCGAAGCAGCAGUUAAGUCUUACAUCUGCAACUGAAGCAGCUGUCAGCGUCAAGACAGGCUGCCGUGAUUUUAUUCAACAAAUGCUUCUGUCAUUUUCCUACCAUGUCUAAUUGUAAUAACAUUUUAGUUACCGUUUUGUGAGACAUAAACAAUGUUUACCGCAAGUACAAGCGGUUUGGAAAAUGGCUGGAUGAUAAACAACACUACAGGCAUUUUAA